Cryptomeria japonica (Japanese cedar) is the source of this 942-nucleotide messenger RNA. RefSeq lists its product as uncharacterized. Gene Ontology annotation, cellular component: nucleus. NCBI's taxonomy places the organism in Eukaryota, Viridiplantae, Streptophyta, Pinopsida, Cupressales, Cupressaceae. The coding region runs from base 9 to 626 and encodes 205 amino acids. The transcript has a single exon. The record is from RefSeq and is a predicted model, not a curated record.
ACAAAGGCAUGGAGUCUAUCAAUAGGAAACCAGGCAGGCUUGGAACUGCCAAGUCUUCUCAUAUGAUAUCUAAACUCAACUCUGUCUCCAGUGGAACGACAUCAAGCACGAGAAUCAUCCCGACCAUUCGAAUUGUUCAAAUUUUUGCUCCACAGGUUUUCGAAACUGAUGCGGCCAAUUUCCGUGCACUAGUUCAGAAGCUCACUGGAUACAAAACAGAACCCAAGAAGCUGAACCGUACAGUCUGCACAAAGAAGAGUGAUUCUGUUCAGUUCAAGAAGCCUAUAGUCCAAACUCAAUCUGCAGAGAGUCAUUCCCACGCCUCAACGGUUAUUGAUGAGCUUUUUUCUCCAAAUCAGGUUGUGGAAAACGAAUACCAUGUAAUGGCUCCUCUUGCAGGAACUGAGAGGGAUUCAUUGGAGGAAGAUGGUGUGCAAGUGUGUGAUAAUUUUUCUGAGCUUUUUGGCGGAUUAGAAGAGCUGAAUUUGUUCGGCAGCCUCCGCGAUUCAGGGUCACUGCUACCUGAAUUUCCCAUGAUUUAUCCUGCGACGAUGGAACAGAUUGAUUAUCACAGUAGCUUUUUUAAGGGUGUGAACCCUAGCGGGUUUAGUCUUUUUAAUCAAUAAUCCCUUUGAAUUAGUUAUAUGGGAUUUCCAGGAAGAGCAUCAUGGAAGACUAGUGUUCCCAGGAACAGCAUCAUAGUGAACACCAGUCUUCCACGAUGUGAGCAUAGGCAAGUGGUACACAUGCAAAUAUUUUUGGGUGUCUUCCGUGUAAAGAUAUUCCAUGCCUUUCUUUCUAAUAGUGCCUCCAUUGAUGAGAUCAGAGCUCCUCGGCAAUGGUUUUACUGGAGGUUAUUUGAUUGGGGUUUUAGUAAAUGCCUGAAUGUGUGUCCAUAUUCAACGUUUAAUGUAAAUAUAUCUGUACUAUUCCAUUUAAACA